AGCCUUCUUUCUACUUUCCUGUGGCCUCCUUCAUCGAUACAGCGCAGUCAAAGAGGAACCAGCACCCAACUAUCUAAAGAAGACACACACGCACGCACACUAUUGUAUCUAUUUAUAAAUAUUUGUUGUGCGUUAAAGCCAGUUGUUUGCAUUUUUCACAGCGCAAGUUAUUUUGGAAAGCAAAACAUAGGACCUUUUGCUAACCCCAACUGCACACAACUUCGACAACUAUUUUCUCCUCUUAACGCCGAAGAGCAUCGCAACGCCAUUCCACGCUCCCCGCACACGCGAAGGCAUGUUUACCGCCGGAGCCACCGAGGCCGAGGCCGCCUGUGUGGCGGAGCUCAAGAAACAGUGCCCGCCCUCCAUGUUGAAUGCCGAGGAUGUCGGCUUCCUCAACGAUACUGCGUAUUUGCGCUUCGUUCGUGCCCGCAAGGCGGACGUGGCGAAGGCGGCGGAGAUGUUGAAGAAGACCAUCACGUGGCGCAACGAAACGAAGCCGUACGCCAUCACCGAAGAUGAGGUGAAGGAGGCGGCGAAGCAUCUCCGCAUCUCCUGCGGUGGCCACUGCAAACAGGGCUGCCCCAUAGUCGUGCUGUCAGUGAUCGAGCCGGAAGGGCUCACCAUGGAAGCGCGGAAGAAGUUCCUUACUUUCAUGCUGGAAGAAACCGAACGGAAGGGAUACGAUCGCAUUUCGUGGAUCCUGACGUGGGCGCACAUGGCCAAGGAAAAGGAAAAGCGCGAAGACAAGGAGCCGGAUGCGAAGAAACAUCGCAGGGAGGCCAUGCAGAUCAUGCAGGACUACUACCCGGAGCGCAUGAAUCACGUGUUGCUCUUCCAACCGCCCUUUCUCAUUCGCGUGAUGCUGCCUUUUAUGCGGAUGACGAUCACCUCCGUGACCUCCGGCAAAAUCAGCAACAUCGGCAGCAACGUGAAGGACUUCGACAAGUACAUCACACGUGACCAGCUGCCCGAAGUGUGCGGAGGCUUGAAGCCGGAUGUUGUCGUGGAACACUUUGGCGCCCUCCCGCAGGCCUCUGAGGUCGUGAAGUAG
This is a messenger RNA of Leptomonas pyrrhocoris, 1054 nucleotides long. RefSeq lists its product as hypothetical. The transcript has a single exon. Lineage: Eukaryota; Euglenozoa; Kinetoplastea; Trypanosomatida; Trypanosomatidae. Bases 296 to 1054 code for a protein of 252 amino acids. The record is from RefSeq and is a predicted model, not a curated record. Gene Ontology annotation, molecular function: phosphatidylinositol transfer activity.